Molecule: messenger RNA, 2444 nt
Organism: Anthonomus grandis grandis
Lineage: Eukaryota; Metazoa; Arthropoda; Insecta; Coleoptera; Curculionidae
Gene: AMPKalpha
Product: 5'-AMP-activated protein kinase catalytic subunit alpha-2
Exons: 4
Coding region: 526-2112 (528 amino acids)
Biological process (GO): protein phosphorylation; intracellular signal transduction
Cellular component (GO): cytoplasm
Molecular function (GO): ATP binding; protein serine/threonine kinase activity
Source: RefSeq, a predicted model, not a curated record
UUAAGAUACUAACUUGACUAAGGUCCUGCUACAAAAACCUUUGAUUUAGUCAAUAAAUGUAUCAAAGAGAGCGCUGUGGCAGUUGGCAAAUCUGCGUUUUUCGUUUUUGUAUUUAAAUAGUAGAAAAAUUGUUAUUUUGACCAACCUAAACCUCCCUAUAUAUUCUUAGUAUCCUUAAUAAAGUAUCCUUUGUAGCAAAGUUUGCUACCACUUAACUAUCAGCUUAAAUACUUAUUUUCCAUUAAAUUAGCUAAAUCUUACAUUGACGACCCAGAAGCAAAUUACUUCAUAUUAUGUAAAAGCACCUUUAACUCAGUUUUUUGUAAACAUGCCAACAUGUCAUUGUCACAAUAAAAAUUAAAUAGCCCCGUGCGUGCAAAUCAAACAAAAUACCAUAAUAUAAUUGCGAUUUGCGAUAAAAUCCUUGAAAAAAACCUUUUUUGCCCCCAUAAAUGUGCCGUACUGUACCCGCGUGUGAUCUAAAUUACACCUGUGUUAGAUAAAACUCUAAAGUAUAGCCAAAAGAUGUCUGGAGAAAAUCCGAAAAGUGGAGCCCACCCCCCUGUAAAGAUAGGUCAUUACAUUUUGGGCGAGACCUUGGGGGUGGGCACCUUCGGCAAGGUGAAAAUCGGCGAGCAUCAAUUAACGAGACACAAGGUGGCAGUGAAAAUAUUAAACAGACAAAAAAUCAAGAGCCUUGAUGUGGUUAGUAAAAUCAGGCGAGAGAUUCAGAAUCUGAAACUAUUUAGGCACCCUCAUAUCAUUAAGUUGUAUCAAGUAAUCAGCACCCCAACUGAUAUAUUUAUGAUCAUGGAAUAUGUGUCUGGAGGAGAGUUGUUUGAAUAUAUUGUGAACCAUGGAAAAUUGCAGGAACAUGAGGCAAGGAGAUUUUUCCAGCAGAUUAUAUCAGGAGUAGACUACUGUCACAGACACAUGAUUGUACACAGAGAUUUGAAACCUGAAAAUCUAUUGCUUGACCAUAAUAUGCAUGUGAAAAUUGCAGAUUUUGGGCUUUCCAACAUGAUGAUGGAUGGAGAAUUUUUAAGAACCAGUUGUGGCUCUCCGAACUAUGCUGCUCCAGAAGUUAUUUCCGGCAAACUCUAUGCUGGCCCUGAGGUAGACAUUUGGUCCUGCGGAGUAAUCCUUUAUGCGCUGCUAUGCGGUACACUACCAUUUGACGACGAACACGUCCCCACCUUGUUUAGAAAAAUCAAGUCCGGCAUAUUUCCAAUUCCUGAUUACUUAAACAAAUCGGUGGUCAGUUUGCUAUGUCAAAUGUUGCAAAUUGAUCCUAUGAAAAGGGCCUCCAUAGAAGACAUCAAGAAACACGAAUGGUUCCAGGUUGAUUGUCCCGCAUAUCUAUUUCCAUCACCCAUCGAGCAGGAUUCAUCGGUUAUCGAUAUCGAUGCCAUUCGUGAAGUUUGCGAAAAAUUCGGAGUACAAGAGCAAGAAGUACAUUCGGCUCUUCUUAGUGGAGAUCCUCACGACCAACUGGCAAUCGCCUAUCAUUUAAUCAUCGACAACAAAAGGAUCGCCGAUGAAGCAGCCAAGGCUGAAAUAAAAGAUUUUUAUGUGGCAUGUAGUCCGCCUCCGGUGAGUGUUACCCCGGUACCUCCCGAAUCCAGUACUCUUAAACCACAUCCAGAAAGGAUUGCACCAUUAAGGGACAGGGUUGCCGCUGCAAAUCAUGCGGCUUCCACGGGCGAUAGGAGUAGGGUUAAAAGGGCAAAAUGGCAUUUGGGGAUUCGUUCACAGAGCAAACCGAAUGAUAUUAUGAUGGAGGUUUAUCGCGCCAUGAAGGCUUUAGAUUAUGAAUGGAAGGUUAUUAAUCCUUAUCACGUGAGGGUCAGGCAUCUAAACAAGUUGCAUAACAGAUAUAUUAUGAUGUCUUUACAAUUGUAUCAGGUGGACUACAAAAGUUAUUUGCUCGACUUUAAAAGCCUAAGCAACGAGGAUGCCGAAUCCCAAAAUGGCAUCCCAACAUCAUUAAUCCUGGAUAAUGUGACACCAGUCCAACAAGGAAAUGCCUUGUCACCUGUUAAACCUAGCGGCCAUCAUACCAUGGAGUUCUUUGAGAUGUGCGCUGCCCUUAUUAUUCAGCUUGCUCGUUAAGUUUUUUUUUCUUGGUAGUAUUUAUAGAUGCUGUGGUAUUUUAGUUUUUAGGUCUUGUAUAUAAUUUUAUUCAUAUUAAGUUAAAACUAUAGAAAUAUGGAUGUAUUUAUAUUUGGGAAUUAAUUCAAUACAUGCAAAAAGAUGAUGUAAUUGACAACAAAACAUAUUCAAUUAUAACAAUUUGAAUAACGUUUUGUUGUCUAUUUACGCUUUGGUUCAGCCAUUUUUUCUUAAAUUUUUUGUUUAUGUAGUUGGUUUAAAAUGUUAGUUAUAAAUAUAUUUCUAUAUUUCAAAAAAAAAACAUGUCCAAUAAAAACCUGUCCUUAUUCUCA